Talpa occidentalis (Iberian mole) is the source of this 2206-nucleotide messenger RNA. RefSeq names its product calpain 13 (gene CAPN13). The coding region runs from base 60 to 2066 and encodes 668 amino acids. Lineage: Eukaryota; Metazoa; Chordata; Mammalia; Eulipotyphla; Talpidae. Gene Ontology annotation, molecular function: calcium-dependent cysteine-type endopeptidase activity; calcium ion binding. The transcript has 23 exons. The record is from RefSeq and is a predicted model, not a curated record. Gene Ontology annotation, cellular component: cytoplasm. Gene Ontology annotation, biological process: proteolysis.
CACACUCGCUUGUCAGGCAAACAGGAAAAGGCCUUUUUUAAGGUCUUCUGAGCUGAGACAUGUCAUAUUAUCAGGAGCAUCUAGCCAAUACCCCUGUCGUCAAUUUCAACGGCCAGGACUUUUAUUUCCUCCGAGAUCAGUGCCUGAGGAGCGGCCGUCUGUUUGAGGAUGACACAUUCCCCAUCUCGCCGUCAUCCAUAGGUCUGCAGCUGUACCAGAGAGAUGGCUUCUCCAGACUGGAAUGGAAGCGGCCCCAGGAGUUAUCAAAUGGCCCCCCUUACUUCAUCCUGGAAGGCGUAAGCAGAUUUGACAUCCAACAAGGAUUGGCAGGAGACUGCUGGUUCCUGGCCGCGCUGGGCGCCUUAACACAGAAUCCACAGCACCUGCAGAUGAUCCUGAUGGACCAAAGCUUUUCACACCAAUACGCGGGGAUUUUCCGUUUCCGGUUCUGGCAGUGUGGCAAGUGGGUGGAAGUGGUGGUUGAUGAUCGCCUGCCCAUCGUGGACAGGAAGUACCUCUUUGUGCAUCCACGCAGUGACAACCAAGAGUUUUGGCCCUGCCUUCUGGAGAAAGCCUAUGCCAAGUACCGUGGAUCCUAUGUCAACCUGAACUACGGCUACCUUGCCGAUGCCCUGGUGGACCUCACGGGAGGCGUGGUCACCAGCUUCGACCUGCACUCAUCCCCUGCUGACCUGGUGAUGAUGGUGAAGAUCGCGGCCAAGGCAGGCUCCCUGAUCACCUGCGCCACCCCCGCAGGGCCUACGGGUAAGGCCACGGAACUGGAGAACGGCCUGGUCAGUCAGCAUGCCUACACGGUGACUGGAGCUGAGCAGAUUCAGUACAGGAGGGGCUGGGAAGAUCUGAUCCGCCUAUGGAACCCCUGGGGCAAAACUGAGUGGAAAGGCUCCUGGAGAGAUGGGUCUCGGGAGUGGAAGGAAACGCCAGACCAACGGAAAAACCAGCUACAUGACAAUAAGGAAGAUGGAGAGUUUUGGAUGUCAUGUCGAGAUUUCCAAGAGAAUUUCUCUUGCCUGUAUAUAUGCAAUCAAGUUCCGAUCAGCCUGGCCCAUGGAAAUAUGGCCUGCGAAAGAUGGUCCCAAAUGGCAUAUAAGGACCGCGUGAUUCCAGGAAUGUCUGCAGAAGGACUUCAGAAAUACUCGCAGUUCAUCUUCUCAGUGCCAGACAACACGAGAGGCAACAACGCUGUUGUGUCCUUCACCAUCAUGCCACAGGAUUUCAAAGCAGAAGAGGAGAAAUUUCCACUAAGCUUUGAGGUGUUCAAGGUGGACUCUCAGUUCCGGCACUUUCAGGAGAAAUUGCCUUCUACAUUUUUUUCCCAAUUCAGAAGUGUUGUAAAGGGCAUAGUGUCUAAAACCAAGUGCAACCUCACCAAGUGCUUCACUCUGACCCCUGGGACCUAUGUGGUGGCCGCCUCUGCCCGCAAAGAGCCAAUUGACUUCUUGGCCCGAGUCUUCCUGAAAAUAUCAGACUGUGACAGGAAACUGGACAGCACUUUCAGUUUCAAAGAAAUAAAGGAAAAUAUUCCAGAAGACGACUGGGAACAGACCAUUUUCCACAGAUACGCUCAUCAGGGAGUGGACAUUGAUGCCAUGCGGCUUCAGCGUCUCCUCAACCACGAGCUCCUGAGAGGACGCCAAGAGGACACAUUCUCUCUGGAUCAGUGCCGGAGCAUGGUGGCGCUGAUGGAUCUGAAAGUGGACGGGCGGCUGGACGAAGAGGAGUUUUCAAGACUAUGGAGCCGUCUCAUUCGCUGUCAGAGGGUUUUCCAGAAUAUCCAGAGGUACUCUGGAAUUUUCCUGACCUCGGAUUUGUGUCAGGCCAUAGAGGACACAGAAUUCCUUGCAGGGGUCUCUGUCACCAAUGAUCUGCUGGACCUCAUGACCCUCCGCUACAGCGACAGCAGCGGCAAGGUCACUUUCCCCAACAUGGCCUGCUUCCUGGUGCGGCUCGAAGCCAUGUCGAGGACUUUCCAGAACCUCUGCAAUGAUGGAAAAGGAAUCUACCUGACAGAAACACAGUGGAUGAACCUGGCCAUGUACAAUUGAAGCAAGGCGUGGAGCAGAUCCCAAAGUCCAGGGCCCUGACCUAAAAGAAUCCAUGGAGAUGCUCAAAUAGAAGCCAUUCAACUCAAUGGGGGUCCUCCAACUUAAAAAAUGUUCACCUCAUCCAUGUUUUAAAUACAGAA